Messenger RNA from Cylindrotheca closterium, 972 nucleotides. The record is from the annotation of a GenBank genome assembly. Lineage: Eukaryota; Bacillariophyta; Bacillariophyceae; Bacillariales; Bacillariaceae.
AUGUCAACCAACCAAGGCGAGUCCGCAGACCGCCAGCAAUCAGAGGGUAGCAGUGGUUCAGCAAUAACCAAGAAUAGAGCAAAGGUCAGCAGCAGCAGCAGUAGCAGCAACCACAGCAGCAGCAGCAACAGCAAGUCUAGAGCUGUAGUGGCAAAGCCCAUUGAUAUAAUCUGCGGACGUGGCUUUCAUAUAACCAACCACAGGGGCAACCUGGAUUUCCAUCUCAUUGUCAACAGCUAUCGAGACGAGUAUCUCCAGUCGAAACGACCCAACAAGACAAGGAUUACCAAACAAAUCAUUAAAGAAAUCCAUGCUACAGGUGCCAGGUUCAUUAGAAAAGUUUCGUAUGAAAGCGACGUCGAUACCUGGGAAGAAGUAGACUAUGCAACCGCCUAUAAGAAAGUAAGCCAUGCCUUGCGCCUUCGGACGGCCAAUGAGACCAACCGAUCGGAUAGGAGCAACGGAUCCAUGGAGGAGGGAGACACCUCGAACCGUAGAGGUGCUGAUGGUCGUGCUGGUGACUCGGCAUUGGAUCCACAACAGCAACAGCAAAACCAAUCACAAGUGGUACCACCCACUCAUAGGGCACCCACUCAUAGGGCAACACUGCCAGGAGCCAUUCCGUAUGAUCCAUUAUCAUUAUCCAGGCAUCCACUACAUGACCCAUUAUCGUUAUCAGUAUCAAGUCAACUACAUCACGCUCCCAGAGGAAUUCAUGCGUCACAUGCCUCAACCGGUCACCUACCGGCUCUCGGUGGUGUUGGUGCUGCCUCGUAUACAGCAGCGGGAGGUUUUGGUUCUCUUCCUUUGGGUGUUGGUUCUUUGGGUGGUGCUGGUUUGGGUGCUGGUGCUGGUGUUCCACCACCACUUUCUCAAAUCUAUCGUGAAACAUACCUCAACACCUUGCGUGCCCUCCAGCAACAACAAGAUACAGGGAAUAAGUCUGCUGCUGAUACAAAGCACAAAGCAUAA